Messenger RNA from Pyrus x bretschneideri (Chinese white pear), 1553 nucleotides. Its product is annotated as E3 ubiquitin-protein ligase KEG-like. The transcript is spliced from 2 exons. Lineage: Eukaryota; Viridiplantae; Streptophyta; Magnoliopsida; Rosales; Rosaceae. The record is from RefSeq and is a predicted model, not a curated record. The coding region runs from base 318 to 1133 and encodes 271 amino acids.
UUUAACCAAACGCCACUUGGACCACAUUCGGAGCUUCGAGCAGCGGGUGACGUCACCCACGCAGCUCCGUCGCUCACUCGCUCAAUUCCAAAACCCGAAAACCCAAAAAAGUUAAAUCUCGAUUUCAUUCUCCGUCGGGAGAGAGAGGAUAUUGAGCACUCUCCUCAUCUCUCUCUUGAAAAUUUGAUUCGAAAUGGCUUCCUGCAAUCGGUCUGAGUUUUACUAAUACCUCGGUCAAUCUUCAUCAUGGUGCUUUGAGAUGCUGUUACAGUAAAUCUUAGUGAUGAUGUGUUAGUGAGGCAGUGGUUGUGGUGAAAAUGUGGGAUUUUGCAUCCGGCUGCAUAGCUGGAAGUGUUGGAUUGAAAAGCGAUCCUCUAAAGCCGACGCAAGCAGCUCUCGAAUGUUCUGACGACGAGAGUUCUUCGGUUGUUGGCAGAGAGGAAGGACUAGAGUGCCCGAUAUGUUGGGAAUCCUUCAACAUUGUUGAGAAUGUGCCCUACGUUUUAUGGUGUGGCCAUACCCUCUGUAAGAAUUGCAUUCUGGGACUGCAAUGGGCGGUUGUGAAAUUCCCCACUUUACCGAUUCAGCUUCCGCUUUUUAUCUCCUGCCCGUGGUGCAACCUACUGUCCUUCCGGCUCGUUUACAGGGGAAAUCUCAGGUUCCCUCGCAAGAACUACUUUCUUCUCUGGAUGGUUGAGAGCAUGAAUGGUGAUAGGGGACCGCAUUCUAAUUCUACCUUCUCUGGUGAUAAUCAGUCAGUCUGGCCGGCAAAUGGAAAUGUCUCUGUGGGAACUCAAGCGAGCCACGGUACAGGUGCCCACAGGAGGGGGCAACAUAUUCGCCAUAUCGAGCAAUCUGGGUCGAAUCACAAUCAUGGCCCUGUCAAUAAUUACUUUGGUGUGGAGCGCUUGCAUUCUUCAGUUCGGAAUUCACUUGUUUUCUUCGUUCAUUUGACAGCCAAGUUCCCGCUGGUUGUCAUAUUUCUUCUGAUCAUCUUAUAUGUAAUACCUGCCUGUGCAGUCAUGUUGGCUUUGUACAUAGUCAUCACCGUUGUGUUUGCUCUCCCGUCAUUUCUUCUUCUGUACUUUGCAUAUCCUAGUUUGGAUUGGCUUGUCAGGGAAAUCCUCACCUGAGGUGCUAUUGGCUUCUUUGUUCACAAGCACUAUGAAUACAACUUUGCUCCUACACAAUGGUGGCGCCUUCUGCCCGUACUUCCAGCAUGCAAUUCGACGACUUACCAGGUUCCAAAGAUGCAAUGUUAUUGACUGAAUCAUUUCAGCUCUCAUAGAUAUUGGCUCGAGCAUGUUAGUUUCUCAAAUUUUUGUUCACGAAGAUAACGACUUUGUGCUUAUUGCAAUGCUCUUGCUAGAAUACAGUUUAAUUAGGGUUUUACAGGGUUCUUGUUUGUGUGAAGAUUUGUGUUGAAAUAAAUAUGUUUUGUAGUUCUUACUUUUGCUGCAAGAUAGGUGUAGGUGUUUCGUCUGCGAGAAGUAGGUUUUGGAUGAAAUUGUUAAAUAUGGUUAUGUAUUCAUCAAGAAAUUACUGGUUGUACA